CCUAGACACACCACAUUACUCGUUAAUGACAUACCAUCCACUUGGAUCGCUUAUAAAACCAUUCAAUAAUAUGGGUUACUCCUUAACCAUUCAAUAUGGAUCGUCUUACAAACGUUCUCGCUGCACUUAAUGCAGGCAAAUUACCUUCUCAAGACCAACUCAACGCCUUCAACGACUGGAUCAAGGUCAAUGCAUUGGCGCAGAUGGAACCCGGUCAUCUCAGCCCCCAGGGAAGAGUCAUGGUGAGACAUAUAGGCACCAUCUUGGAUGCCUACAGGACUCUAGGGUCGAACAAAAACAGCGAUGAUUUGCUUCAAGAAGCUAUCUGGCAUCUCUCAGAGGGCGACAUUUCGGUUCCGGCUCCUUCUGACGUCGUAGACACCGACGAAGCUGCACAGGACGUCGAGAAAAUCCGAAAGGCAUUACGAAAACUGCUCCAAAUUGCAUGGUCCAGUAUCUCUUCAGAAGACUCAUUCGUCUUCCGGGACUUUGCCUCAUUCGCACGAUCCUCUCUUGCUGAUGCCGCUGAAAUGGUGGAGGACCAAGCUGCUCGCGCAAAAGAUAGUCUGAGAGAGGUUGAGCAAGAGGUGCAGGAAGGUAAGCGCGAUACCCUCGGCAGAGACAAGGAGAGAAUGGAGGAAGAAGAGAAAGAUGUCAAGGUUCAGUUCGAGCACACGAUGGACUCCUUGAAGGAUACUGGCGCGACAGUGAUUGGCGCCGGGCAGGAUGCGAAGGCUAAAGCGGAAGAGUUAGCAGACAGAACAGGUGAUAGGCUCAAGAACGCUUUCCAAAGGGCCUGCGAGCAGGCUCAGAAGGAUGAAGAAUACCGCUCAGCUGUCAAUACACUCCUCGAUACCAAACAUGUUUCCAAAGCUUUGAAGGAAUUGAAGACUCUGGUCGAGCGUUUCGCCAAUAACCGGUCUCUCAAUGACUUGUUCGCCAAAGCCAAGCAAUGCGCUAUCGAUGUACGCGAAGAUAAAGAUCUCCAGAAAUGGUUCCAGGAACUCCUCCAAGUUAUUCGAAAGACGAUCAACGAUGUUGGGUAUAUGCAGAGCGAAGAACUCAAGCAAACCAAGAAAGAUUUACGGACGCGAUGGAAGAAGUUCUUCGUCGAGGACUCGAAAUGGAAGACGCAUUAUGGGGCGUUAAGAAACGAGCUCAAUGCUUUCGAGGCCGCGUUGAGCCAGGAUAAAGAUACGAAGCGUUUGCGUGACGCGCAUGUUCAGCUUGGAAAGGCGAUUGAACAUGGUCUUGUCGAAGCCGGAGCGCAGGCCAAGUCGGGUUUACAUGCAGCUAUGGAGCAGGCGUCAUGGUUCUGGCGUGAUAUCUUCCAAGUUUACAUACCCCGUGCGUUGACAUUCAUGAAGGGAUUUCCGAUUCCGAGGACGGAGUAUAUCGAUAAGGACUCGGAGCUCGUUCUUGAGAAUCUUGAUAUCUCAUCCUUCAACAUCCAGCCAUCUCACAUUUACAUUCGAAACAUUACAGAUAUUGAUAUCAACACGGUUUCCGCUAACGCUCCCACGCGUACUGCCAUCGGUACACUUACACAUAUUCGUGCUCAAGCCAUCCAGCUCGCUCUGGAUAAGGUCUCGUUCUUCUAUCGAGAUAAACGAGCUUCCGUUGUCCCGAGCGACUAUUCUGGCCUCGUCUCCUUCACUCUUCCCCCCAAAGGCGUCGAUAUCGACCUCAAGCUCCGCCUCAUCCCUGCCACCGAAGAGAGGGAAGUUAAACGCGGUACUCGUAUCAGAGAGCGUGAGCUUCAUCAGGCUUUCCACGUUAUCGAGCAUGUACGGGUGGAUAUUACAUCAGACGUUGGUUUGACGAUUGCUCAGUCCAACCACCCGAUGCUAUUGAGUGUGUUCAAGCCUCUAGUUACCUUGCGUUUCCGCGAGGCCGUUGAGCGCGCGUUAACAGAGCAGAUCAGGGGUGCUAUAGAAUGGGCUGACGGGAUUGCAUGGGACGUUUCGAAGCGGGCAGAAGUGUUCACAGAUGGGGGUAUGGGGAUUGGGAGCGCUCUGUCUGCUGCGAUGUGGUCUGAGCUGGGCAGGCUGAGGAAGAUGUCAGGCUGGCAGGCUAUAGGGACGGGUACUGGGGUGGUUGUUGAGGGAGGGAAAGAUACAGCCCUUGCGAUGGGUGCAGAGCCGCAGAUCCUCUCUGGGGAGAAGAAGGGGCCUUUGGAUCAGUUGGCUGGUGAGGUUGGUGCUGAGGAUGCUCAGGCUGUGAGAGAGGUAGGACGGGAGGAGGUGACGGGUUUGAAAAGGGGUGUGGAGGCCAUGGCGACGGAAGGAAAGAGGCAGUUCCAGUCUUUCAUGCAGAGGGUUGAGGAAAAGACCGCGCAGGAGAAGAAGACGAAGGGAUGGCGUAGCGCUGCUUUUAACAUUAAAGCUUGAAUGUUUUUUGUAUUUUGUAUUAUUAGUGUACUAUGAAACAUUAUCUUCAACG
Messenger RNA from Desarmillaria tabescens, 2442 nucleotides. RefSeq lists its product as uncharacterized. Bases 96 to 2390 code for a protein of 764 amino acids. The record is from RefSeq and is a predicted model, not a curated record. Lineage: Eukaryota; Fungi; Basidiomycota; Agaricomycetes; Agaricales; Physalacriaceae. The transcript has 6 exons.